Molecule: messenger RNA, 373 nt
Organism: Galeopterus variegatus (Sunda flying lemur)
Lineage: Eukaryota; Metazoa; Chordata; Mammalia; Dermoptera; Cynocephalidae
Product: zinc finger protein 680-like
Exons: 1
Coding region: 1-162 (53 amino acids)
Source: RefSeq, a predicted model, not a curated record
AUGGAAACCAUACAAAUGUGGCACAGCAGUGGCACAUUAAACAGUGGUCUGACUUCAGGACACCAAGGAAUUUAUACUGGAGAGAACCAUUACAAAUGUAAUGAAGACGGUAAAUUGUUUAACCAAUUCUCUCAAUGGAUUACACAUAAAAAAAAUUCAUAGCAGGGGGAACUAAGUCUAUUCCUGUUGAAGAUUAACUGACCUGAGAUAUUAAAUUCAACAGAGAGUUAAAAAGUUAAAAUUAUUUAAAACUGAGAUGGUUUGUGUUACAGAAACAAGGACAUCUGUGGAAGGGUCUAACUAUCUUUAUAAAAUAUUUUUAUUCAAUUACUUGAGGUUUCUUGAAAAGUCUUCAUUAUUAUUAAUAAAUUUA